AUGGAGAAUGGCCAAACACAACCGGAUAACAUCUUGUCACAUGUUCUAUCAGAGCUGAUUUAUAUGGCAGGAGCUGGUAUUCCAGCGAUGAGUACCAGGCAUCAGUAUGCUACCAUCAUUCACAAUGUUGGUGAAGAGAGGAUGGAAAACAGCCAACCCCAAAUUGAUAAUGUCUUGUCAACUAUUCCACCACGGGUUCGUCAUAUGGCAGCAGCUGAUGCUACCGUCACUCACAAUGUCCACAAAGACAGAAUGGAAAAUGGCCAACCCCAACCUGAUCACUACUUGUCAACUGGUCUGACAGAGCUUAUUAAUAUGGCAGCGGCUGAUAUUCCGUUUAUGAGUACCAGGGAUCUUUAUGCUACUGUCACUCACAAUGUGUAUGAACAGAAGAUGGAAAAUGGCCAACCAGCACCUGAUAACAUGUUGUUGACCCUUCCACCAGGGCUUAUUAAUAUGGCAGCCACUGAUAUUUCAUCCAUGAGUACCAGGGAUCCGUAUGCUACUGUCACUCACAGUGUCUGUGAAGAGAGGAUGGAAAAUAACCAACCACAACCUAAUAAUGUCAUGUCAACUCUUCCACUACGGCUUAGUUAUUUGGCAACAGCUGUUAUUCCAGCCAUGAGUACCAGGGAUCAGUAUGCUACUGUCACUCACAAUGUCCAUGAAGAGAAGACAAAAAAUGGCCAACCAGCGCCCGAUAAUGUCAUCGCAACUGUUCCACCAGCACUUACUAAUACGGCAGCAGCUGGUGUUUCAUCCAUGAGUACCAGGGAUCAAUAUACUGCAGUCACUCACAAUGUCCAUGAAGAGAAUAUAAAUAAUGGCUAA
This is a messenger RNA of Symphalangus syndactylus (siamang), 831 nucleotides long. Its product is annotated as sarcoma antigen 1-like. Gene Ontology annotation, cellular component: integrator complex. Gene Ontology annotation, biological process: snRNA 3'-end processing. Lineage: Eukaryota; Metazoa; Chordata; Mammalia; Primates; Hylobatidae. The record is from RefSeq and is a predicted model, not a curated record.